Molecule: messenger RNA, 1845 nt
Organism: Aaosphaeria arxii CBS 175.79
Lineage: Eukaryota; Fungi; Ascomycota; Dothideomycetes; Pleosporales
Exons: 10
Coding region: 1-1845 (614 amino acids)
Biological process (GO): lactate metabolic process
Molecular function (GO): L-lactate dehydrogenase (cytochrome) activity; heme binding
Source: RefSeq, a predicted model, not a curated record
AUGUUCUCGCAUCGACCUUGCCUGCUAAGCACCUCGAAGGCCAUCCUCCGCCUCACCGAGGAGCGCUUCGCUGCUGGUGGCCAUCGGCGUUUGACCUCCCUGCGUCGGCAACGGAACGCCGGUCGGCAAUGGACCACCUCGCGACAGCUCUCGACGACGACGCGACAGCGCCAGUCGCUGCAAAAGUCGCAGAGGGAUGGCUUUGAGGGUAGGCACGCACCCCCAAGGAGCUCGAGGACAGUUAUUGCAAGUUCAAUUGGAAUCGCGGGACUUGCGGCGGGUGUUGCGACUCAAAACCGCGACGAUUCAGAAGAUUCCAAUAACUCGAAUGAUAAUGAGAAAGACGAGGACGAACAAGAGGAUGAAGACGAGCAAAGCACAUCCGACAGCGACUCGACUUUAAUAUCGUUCGACGAGAUCCAGAAACAUGUCUCCGCAGACGAUUGCUGGGUCAUCAUCAAGGGAUCCGUAUACGAUGUGACCGACUUCCUCAAGAUCCAUCCAGGUGGCGAGCACGCGAUUCUCGCAAAGGCCGGCAAGGACGCUACCGAAACAUUCGAUCUCCUCCACCCACCAGGCGUACUGGGCACCCUCCCCGAAGAAUGUCUCCUCGGCCGCGUCGACCCAGACACCCUCCCUGCUGAGGAGGAGAAGGUCGUCACGGACGAGGAGCUGGCGCGGGAGCUGGCCCGCCAGGAGAUGCCUGCCGCGCAAAACAUGCUGCUGCUGAACGACUUCGAGCACUGGGCCCAGCGCGUGCUGAGCGAGACCGCUUGGGCGUACUACCGCAGCGCAGCGGACGAGGAGAGAACCUUCUUUGAAAACCGCGAUGCGUUCCAACGGUACUUCUUCCGUCCACGCAUCCUUCGCGACACGAGCACUGGCUCUACUGAGUCUUCCAUCCUGGGUAUACCUACGGCUAUGCCGGUUUUCAUCUCUCCGGCUGCGAUGGCGAAGCUUGGUCACCCCCUCGGAGAGAUCAAUUUGACCAAGGCAGCGGGCAAUUGCAAUAUCGUACAGAUGAUCUCGUGCAAUGCCAGUUGCAGCAUCGAGGAGAUGGUGGAUUCAACCGUAGAUGGCCAGUCCCUCUUCUUCCAGAUCUAUCUCAACAAAGACCGCUCCGCCUCCGAGCAACUCCUCCGCAAAGUCGAACAACUAGGCGUCAAGGCCAUCGUCUUCACCGUCGACGUAUGCUGGCAAUCCAAGCGCACCCUGGACGUCCGCACCAAGGCGAAAUCGAACACUGCUCCCCCAUCCCCACCCUCUUCGUCUUCUUCCUCAGCAAGCGGUUCAGGCUCAAAGGCUCUCUCGGUAUCCCAGCAGAUCAGCGGGUACCAGGACACCAACCUCACAUGGGACGACAUCAGCUUCAUCCGCCGCCACACCACCCUCCCCAUAAUAGUCAAAGGCGUCCAAUCCCUCGAAGACGUCCAACUCUGCGUCGACGCCGGCGUCGAAGCCGUCAUCCUCUCCAACCACGGCGGCCGCCAAGCCGACUACGCACCCGCCCCAAUCGACGUCCUCUACGAGAUCCGCGCCCUACGACCCGACCUCUUCAGCAAAACGGAAAUCAUGAUCGACGGCGGCGUACGCAGCGGCGCGGACGUCGUCAAGGCUCUCGCGCUGGGUGCGAAGGCCGUGGGGCUGGGACGCCCCGUUUUGUAUGCUAAUGGGACGCAUGGGGAGGAGGGGGUGUAUAGGGUUAUGGAGAUCAUGCAAGAGGAAAUCACGAACACUAUGCGCAAUAUCGGCGUCACGAGGAUCCAGGACCUGCGGCCUGAGAUGGUGGGGCCGAGGGGGCCGUGGGUCGGGUUGAACCGUCCUGCGUAUCUGCCUACUGUUUGA